This is a messenger RNA of Sphenostylis stenocarpa, 1716 nucleotides long. The record is from the annotation of a GenBank genome assembly. NCBI's taxonomy places the organism in Eukaryota, Viridiplantae, Streptophyta, Magnoliopsida, Fabales, Fabaceae.
AUGGUGGUGAAGAAGCCACGGAUUGUGAUAAUUGGAGCUGGAAUGGCAGGCCUCACAGCUGCCAACAAGCUCUACACUGCCACUGCCUCGAAGGACUUGUUUGAGCUGUGCGUUGUGGAGGGUGGAAGCAGGAUUGGUGGCAGAAUCAACACCUCAGAGUUUGGUGGUGACCGUAUUGAGAUGGGUGCUACAUGGAUCCAUGGAAUUGGAGGCAGUCCAAUUCACAAAAUUGCUCAAGAAAUCCACUCACUCCACUCUGACCAACCUUGGGAGUGCAUGGAUGGGAACACUGAUGAGGCCAUCACCAUUGCUGAAGGUGGCUUCCAUCUCCACCCUUCCAUUGUUGACCCCAUUACAAAGCUCUUCAACAACCUCAUGGAAUACUCCCAAGGGAAGCUCAAUGAAGCCACUGCAAAGGGUGAACUUGAAAGUUAUUACAAGCUGGCUGCUUUGGCUGCUAAGGUUGCUUCCAACAAGUCUAGGAACAGCCUUAGUGUUGGCUCUUUUCUUAGACAAGGCCUUGAGGCUUACCAGAUUUCAAAGGAGCAAGAGGAGGUCAAAGGGUGUGGGAACUGGAGCAGGAAGUUACUUGAGGAAGCAAUCUUUGCAAUGCAUGAGAACAACCAGAGGACCUAUACAUCAGCUGAUGACCUUUUGACUCUGGAUUAUAGUGCUGAAAGUGAGUACAUAAUGUUCCCAGGUGAAGAAAUCACAAUUGCUAAAGGGUACUUAAGCAUAAUUGAGUCCUUAGCUUCUGCGUUGCCACCUGGUUUGGUUCAGUUUGGUAGAAAAGUCACGAGGAUUGAGUGGCAGCCUGAUGAGAGGAAGGGUGUGGAGAAUGGCUGUUAUUCUUCUAGGCCUGUGAAGCUGCAUUUUUGUGAUGGAUCCGUUAUGUCUGCUGAUCAUGUCAUUGUCACAGUUUCACUGGGAGUGUUAAAAUCUGCUAUUCGGGAUGAUUCAGGUAUGUUCUACCCUCCUCUCCCCCCGUCCAAAACAGAGGCAAUUUCAAGGCUUGGUUUUGGGGUUGUUAACAAGUUGUUUAUGCAAUUAAGUCCAACACAUGGAGGAGGGAAACAUGAAUAUCAACAUGAACAUGUAAAUGAAGACUCCAACAAAGGGUUCCCUUUCCUGCAAAUGAUUUUCCAUUCACCUCAAUCUGAAACGAGGCAAAAGAAAAUACCCUGGUGGAUGAGGAAGACAGCCACCCUUUUCCCCAUCUACAACAAUUCUAGUGUCCUCUUGUCUUGGUUUGUGGGGGAAGAAGCACUAGCACUUGAGUCACUCAAAGAUGAGGAGAUCAUAAAUGGAGUUUCAUCCACAGUCUCGUGCUUUCUACAGCAUUCUCAGUGGCAAAAGGGUUCCAGUUCACAUAAAUUGUGCAAUGGGAAUGUGAAUUCUGAUGAGAGAUCUCACCAAAAUGAGGUGAAGUUCAGUAAAGUCUUGAAGAGCAAAUGGGGAACUGAUCCCUUGUUUUUAGGCUCAUACAGUUAUGUUGCAGUAGGGUCAAGUGGUGAUGAUUUAGAUACAAUGGCCGAGCCAUUGCCAAUAGAUAGCAGUUGUCAGCCUUCUGCUUCAUCUCCACUUCAAAUUUUGUUUGCAGGGGAAGCAACUCACAGAACUCAUUAUUCCACAACUCAUGGAGCUUACUUCAGUGGUCUUAGGGAAGCCAAUAGGCUUCUUCAACAUUAUCAUUGUGUUGGGAUUUAUAAUAUCUAG